Molecule: messenger RNA, 4674 nt
Organism: Ciona intestinalis (vase tunicate)
Lineage: Eukaryota; Metazoa; Chordata; Ascidiacea; Phlebobranchia; Cionidae
Source: RefSeq, a predicted model, not a curated record
AUAGAAAAGAAUUAGCAACAAAACAACAGUCGCUAUAGACUCACUAAGAGUAAAAACUACUAAGUAAAAGUGUCAAAUAAAAAAUCCUAGCAGUUGCUAAUGCUAUAAACUUACAAUGUAGUAAAAGAUUACAAUGUAGUAAAAGAAAAAGAUGGUGCUACUAUAUUCCACACGCAUAUGGUGCUAUAAAUAAUAUAUAUAGGUGAAACUUGCCAGCUAUUAAGAAGUAUUUUAAGCUAACAAAAAAAAACAAGCUAACCAUUAAAUCGUAAUAUAAUCACAAACACUGGAUUUUAUAUUAUUAUUAUUAAGCUUAGCUUAAGUAAAGUUAGACCGUUCGAUCCCAGAAAAAAAGCAUAAUAGGCACUGGUAAACUACGGCUUUGAAAUUUAUCUGAAAACAUAAACAAAUCUACGAAUUUUAAUGGCCGCACGUUCACGUUUUGUCUGGAUCUAAAACUUAACCCGUCAAUCAAUCAAUCAACUGCAGAGAAAGGGACUUACCCAAAUCAAUAAGAACAAGAGAGCUUUAACCGAUAGUAAUAGCAGUAUAGGGACUAUCAGAGUCAAACACAGUAUUUCUAUGGCUCUGGGGACUAUGACAACCAUCAAUUUUAUUAAAUCACAUAUUCAUCCUCGCGUGAUAUACCAUACGGUGUGCCAUAACAUGAUAUACAAACCAUAACAUACCAUAUCACAUAGGAUAACAUAAUUUUGUAUUUAUCUUUUCGAAAACGACAACGAUGAAGAACAUGUUAUAGAACGAAGAGAAAGGAAUCAACAGCAAAAUAAAAGUUAACACGCUAUACGGAUAAAAAGCAUAAGAAAUAGUGUUAAUUAAAAAAUGUGGCUGUUAAUUGCACCCAAAAACAACAUAACCAAUUGGCUAGUCGUGCGAUAAUCAUUAAACGUAUUGUCGAAAGACAAACACGUUGACAAUGAUAGCAGCAUCAUGUUUCAAACCUCGUAAUUAUCAAUCUACUUUAAUGUGGUGCAAAUACGGAAUCACCAAAGUUUGUACUACAGUCGCUUAAAUAACAAAUAAGUCAAUCGAUUUUAACCGCCAAGUUUGUACAACUUUGAGAAUUAGAUUUAAAAUCCAUUCACACAUAGAAUUUAAAGGUGUACAAACAUAUAAAGGUGCCAUGUUUGUUGAAAUAACAUUCGGUUUCGAAGAAUGAUUAAUCACGACUGUUUACUCGUUGCACUUUUCAAUGAUUAGCAAACACAAAGCGCUCGUCAGUGACCAUUUAACAAUCUUUACACAUUCAUAUGCGAAUAUUAGUCUUGUGAAGUAAUAUGACGCGUCGAGUUGAAUAUUUACGGUUAGUUUUUAUGCUUUCCGCUUUUGCUGUUGGAAUUAAUGGAUACGCCGUAAAUAAUGAAGAAAUAGUUGAACGAAAACAGCAACCUAGAAUCGUUACCUCGUGUCUGGGCGUUUGUAAAUGCGACGUUGAAGUUGGCCUGGUUGACUGUUCGUACCAAGACCUGGACGAAAUUCCUGACGUCAUUCCUGAUGACGUCAUUACUUUAAAUCUGAAUGGAAAUAAAAUUCAAAGCAUCAGAAGAUCGGAUUUAUCCAAGAAAUUCAGACUGGAGUCACUUUAUAUGAGCGACAAUAAAAUUUCCGUCAUAUCUCCGGGUAGUUUUGACAAUUUGUUUGAACUGGAAGAUUUGGAUUUGAGUGGAAACUUGAUGACGUCAUUUUCGAAUGAUUUAUUCGUUGCAAUGAAUUCUUCUCUACGAGUUUUAAAUUUGGGGCGAAACCAAAUAACAAACACUUCCACUCCGAUGUUUUCUAUCCCUAUGAAAAUGUUGGUUGAACUACACUUGCAUGACAAUCUUAUAUCAGUUCUAAACGAUGGCGUUUUUCAAGGUUUAUCCAGUUUGAAAGUUCUCAACUUAAAGUUUAAUGUUUUAAAGGAACUAAACAACACCGGAGCCACUUUGAUCGGGUUGGAAAACUUAGAACAACUUUUUCUUGAUCAAAAUUUCUUCUUUGGCUUGCCUGUUGCGACUGCGUUCUCUUAUGUUCGAAAUUCUCUGCUACAUUUAUCCAUAACACAACAGCAAAGAGUUAACUUGUUGACUGAGCUAGACUUACCAGUGCUUGAAGUUUUAAACGUUUCAUUUUGUCGGAUUUUUGAUUUCAAAGGCAAUCUUACAACACCGAAUCUGGUUACAUUGGACUUGACAGGGAAUCAACUACAACAGCUAUCACCUUCCAAAUUUCUUGACUUUCAUCGUUUAAAAACACUGAACAUAUCGCAAAACAGCGGGUUUCUCGUGCUGCCCUACCAAGCUUUACUCUCAGUCAGUGAGACUUUAGAAAACUUAGCAGCUGACGCUUUAUCGUUGUUCAGAAUCACCGGGAAGAGAAUUGAUGAUCCGGAAAGAAACUUGCUCAAAAAUCUGCGUCACUUAUCCUUACAGUACAACGCUAUAUCCGUUGUUGAGGAAGAUUCCUUCUUCGCAAAUCUCCACCAGCUUGAAUCACUUGCAAUGACUCAUACAUAUCUCAUAGAAGUCCCAACAGUUUUCGCGCAAUUAACAAACUUAAAAAUUCUUCAUUUUGAUGGAAAUCCAUUUACAAACAUAACAUCGAUAACCUUCCCAACGCUACCUUUAUUGGAAGAGAUCAGUUUAAAUAAGAUGCCGGAACUUGACUUUAUCGGCGAAGAAGCGUUUUCUAGCUUUCCUACUCUACGAAGGUUAUCUGUUAAAAACGGAAAGCUGUCAAAACUCUCACGGUCUGCGUUUAAUGGUUUAAACGACUUAAAGGAACUCGAUCUUACAUCUAAUGCUCUUGAAAUUGGUUGCGCUGAAUGGGCACAAGACAAAGCUUUGGAGAAACUUCUACUGUCUGGUAACAAAUGGAGAUGCGAUUGCAACAUGAAUGACUUUCGUACCUGGUUAAUCUCACAAGAAUACGUAGUGAUUGACGUCACGGAUGACGUCACUUGCCAUUUUCCGCGAUCACUUCGUGGAAACGAAAUAUCAACGUUAGACGAAUCUGAGCUGAUCUGUGAAGAUACGGAAUGCCCGGAUGUUUGUCUCUGCUACACAGAUUGGAACACCGAUAUAACAGUGGAUUGCAGUAACGAGGGUUUAUCGAAAGUUCCAAGUGUUCCUUUAUCGUCAAGUGUGGUUCAAAUGACCAACAACCCGUUCGUGUAUUUGACAGCAAGAGAUUUUUACCAAGUGCGCAACAUUACGAAGUUGUUGCUUUCAUCUUGUAUGUUACAAGAUAUUGAGAAUGUCACUUUCAGUCAAAUGGUGAUUCUCUCUGAGUUGGAUCUUAAUACGAACAAGAUUCAACAUUUAAAAGAGGAAUGGUUUGAAAGUUUAAGAAACCUUGAAAGUUUGAGACUCGAUUCAAACUGGAUAACCAGCUGGGAUACUAAAGUAUUUUACUCGUUACGAAAUCUAAAAUUUCUGGAUUUAAGUAAAAAUGCAAUAAAUUCACUGGAUACGGAAAUGUUCACUGGACUGGUGUCAUUAGAACGGCUACUACUUAACGAAAACAGCAUCACAGUCAUACCAACAGGAGUAUUUGAUACAAUCCCUUCCAUCCAAGUGUUAUAUAUCCCACACAACCGAAUUGAAAAUCUUCCCCCAAACUGUUUACAAAACUUAUCUCACCUUACUACAUUUGACGUUAGUGAGAAUCUCAUUCAAAACUUGGAUGAUCGGUUUUUAAUCUCGGAAACCUUACAAUACCUGAAGCUAGAAGAUGGUCAAAUAAGCAGCGUCGGUGAAACUGCCUUCGCAGGACUACCAAACCUUCGUACACUAAGAAUGGCUGGAAACAAAAUUCAGGAGAUAUCGUUAUCAGCGUUUCAGUCCCCAAGGCACAUCAGUUUGGUUGCUACAUUAGAUUUAAACGACAACCAAUUGACUGAAGUCCCGGUUUCAGCUUUGCAAAACAUGACCCACCUUUCAGCUUUGUACCUCAGUAAAAAUCCGAUCACUUCCCUGCAGGUACAACCCAACACACCAUGUACAUGCCCAAGCAUUGAAACGCUACAGGUGGCGUUCCUACCGAUAACAGAAGUGCCUCAGGACUCAAUCUUUCGAUGCUUCCCUAACUUACGCGUGGUAAUAAUGAACAACUGUGAGCUAACACAAAUACCAUUCAACUUACUACACGACCUGGAAAAUUUAAAAACACUCAACUUGGAUGCUAACAAAAUACCUUUGAUCCACCAAACAUCGUUCCCACAACACAACACUUUGACUGAGCUAAGCUUACGUUUCAACCAAUAUUUAACACAGAUUACCGACAACGCAUUCUCUGCACUUGGUGGUUUAAUAGACCUUCGUAUAUCAGAAUGCACGAUAGAUUCCAUAUCACCGUAUGCAUUUGAAGGCGUAACGCAACUUGAAAUCCUGGACGUUUCAAACAAUAAGUUAACGACACCAAGCCAUGAAUGGUAUUCAUCGUUCCAAGCUGAUAAACUGACAUCUGUGUCUUUGUAUAGCAAUCCUUGGUUAUGUAAUUGCUCUGUUUACCCAUACCAACAGUGGUUGCUUGAUGGAGCUGGUGGUCUUCAACCUUACACUUUAUCAACUGUAUGUGAUGACCCAAUAUUCUAUAAGGGUGAGCACUAAGUAAUAAACUUUGCAUUAAGCUUAUUUUACAGUAAUAGUACUAUGGGGUAAGAUGGUACACUGA